AUGUUCUUCGUCCAAACUCUGCUCGCCACGUUAGCCACGGCUUCCGCCCUCGCCCCCCCAUCCCUCCCACCGACCUCCAUCACAUCCCUCGACCAAACCAACCUAACAACCCAAGCAACCUACUACCAAGGCGGCGCCCCCUCUGCAGCCUGCGGCUUGCCCGUCUCCUCCGGCGUCCUAGUCCCGAACACCUGCCACCAAGCCCUCGUCUACGGUAUCGGGGUGCAGCAACUCGAGGACUACAAGUGCACGUACACGAUCUACCAGGGCUCCAAGAACUGUGGUGACGAUGCAACGGGUGUGACGAAUGUGACUGUGCCGAAGGGGAUGGAUUCGACGUGUGUGGAUGCAGGGGUGUAUGAUGGUGGGAAUUUGGUGCAUGGUCUCACAUUUUCUUAUGCUGUUUGA
Messenger RNA from Recurvomyces mirabilis, 408 nucleotides. RefSeq lists its product as uncharacterized. The transcript has 2 exons. NCBI's taxonomy places the organism in Eukaryota, Fungi, Ascomycota, Dothideomycetes, Mycosphaerellales, Teratosphaeriaceae. The record is from RefSeq and is a predicted model, not a curated record. Bases 1 to 408 code for a protein of 135 amino acids.